Molecule: messenger RNA, 1169 nt
Organism: Tripterygium wilfordii
Lineage: Eukaryota; Viridiplantae; Streptophyta; Magnoliopsida; Celastrales; Celastraceae
Product: putative methylesterase 19
Exons: 3
Coding region: 105-902 (265 amino acids)
Biological process (GO): jasmonic acid metabolic process; salicylic acid metabolic process
Molecular function (GO): methyl salicylate esterase activity; methyl jasmonate esterase activity; methyl indole-3-acetate esterase activity
Source: RefSeq, a predicted model, not a curated record
ACGAUGGUAGCCAGUAUUGACCAAGUAGAAACUCUAAUUCUAUAAAUCAACAACGAAAGACAGACGCAUAGAUAAACAAAUUGAUAAGCUGGAAAAACAAAUUAAUGGCGGAUAUAGCAAGUGUUGUGUUCCAUUUUGUUCUAGUGCACGGUGCAUGCCAUGGAGCUUGGAGUUGGUACAAGGUGAAACCACAACUAGAGGCUGCCGGCCACCGUGUCACCGCCUUCGACCUCGCCGCCUCUGGUAUAAACAAUAAAUCAAUCGAGGAGGUUCGAUCGUUUCAUGAGUACAGUAAGCCUUUGCUGGAGAUUUUGGCAUCAAGUCCUAGUGAUCAUGAGAAGGUUAUACUAGUUGGGCACAGCCUAGGAGGUCUAAGUGUGGCUUUAGGCAUGGACUAUUUCCCUCAUAAGAUCUCAGUUGCUGUGUUUGUUUCAGCCCUCAUGCCUGAUACCACACAUCUGUCUUUAUAUGUUGCUGAGAAGCUGACGGAGAGGACUUCAGCAGACUACUGGCAAGACACUCAAUUUGCAAACUACAGCAACUCUGAUCCACCUCUCAUGUCAGCACUUCUUGGGCCUAAGAUCUUGGCAUCCAAGCUCUAUCAGCUCUCCCCUGUUGAGGAUCUUGAAUUGGCAAAGGUUUUGGUUAGGCCAGGACCAUUGUUUCAAAAAGGUUUUGCGAAGGGGGACAAGUAUUCUAAUGCAGGUUACGGGGCAGUAACAAGGGUGUAUGUGGUAUGCGAUGAAGACAAAGCAAUUCCUGUGGAUUUCCAGCGCUGGAUGAUCGAAAAUUACCCAGCUAAGGAAGUGAGGGAGAUUAAAGGAGCAGAUCAUAUGGCUAUGAAUUCUAAGCCAAAACAACUCUCCCGUCACCUCCUGGAGAUAGCCCAUAAGUAUUCCUAAUGCAUCGUGAUAUGAUAUCUGUCGGAGCCUCGUGUGUGUUGCAUAUGUGGCUAGUUCUAAGAUGUAGAAAACUAUAGAAAACAUCUGAGCAAGUAAGCUUAUAAAUAUCACGUAAGAGUGCACUUGUAAGAUGGGUCUAACCCACCCAAAAAUAAAAGAGGGUUACCGCCCUGUAUGUGAGCGAGUCUUCAAGGCUCUGUUUUUAUAUAAGGGAGCUAGCUACUUCAUUUUUUAAUGUUGAUGGAUUCGAAAAUGAUUAAGAUCUUA